UUCUUUCACGGAUUCAAGCGAAGACACCAUCAGCCAGUGACAUCAUCAAGAAGCCAUUAAGAUCAGAUAAGAUAAGAUGCGCUUACUAACAUGACUCAAAAGGUCCAUAUCGCGCAUUAUUCUUCUUCAUCCUUCACUCAUCUCAUCUCACCCACCACAUUCGUUUCUCACCUCGUACAUCGCUCAUUCUACGGACAAGCUAUGCGCAACUAACCGCUUCGCGAUCCCCAACACACAGAGGUCUUACCACCGCGCCUCUCAAAAGAACACCAUGGACACCAACACCACCACCACCACCGAGACCACUCCCUCACACCCCCCAGAUCCCUCCACAACCAACCCCAACACAUCCAGCACCACCCCCCGCCGCAGCAAAUUCCGCUUCAAAGACCCCCACCGCAAACGCCACCACCACCAUAACCAUCACCGACACACCUCCCCCACCCAUACAACCACCCACACCCACACUCACACCACCCAUCGCCCCCAUCGCACCCACAAACCCCGCCCCCCACACCGCCCCAAACACCCCUCCUCCUCCCACCCCUCCUCCACCCCCACAGCAGCAGACACCAUCUCCCCCACCGCCGCCUUCCGCGAAUCCCUCUUCGACGCGCUCGGAGACGACGAAGGCGCCGAAUACUGGGAAUCGGUAUACGGCCAACCAAUCCACACGUACUCGGUCCCACACAUCCCCAAGGGCCCGAAUGGGGAACUCGAGGCGAUGGACGAGGAGGAGUACGCGACGUAUGUGCGGACGAGGAUGUGGGAGCGGACGAGGGAGGGGAUGGAGGCGGAGAGGGAACGGUUGAGGGCCGAGAGGGCGAGGGUUAAUGCGAAGGAGAGGGAGAGGGAACGGGAGAAGGAAAGGGAGAGGGAGAGGGUGAGGUUUGAGGUGGAGGUGGAGGAGAGUUUGAGGAGGGGGAGGGAGAGGAGGAGGAGGGAGGGGUGGGGGGUUGUUUGGGGGAGGUAUUGUGCCGGGUGGAAGGGGGUGGAGGGGUUGGUUAGAGAGAAUGGGGAUGGUAGUGGUAAUGGUGGUGGUGGGGAGGGAAAGAAAGGGGAAGGAUUUGCGGAGGUGGUGUUUUGGCCGGUGGAGAGUGGGAGGAGGGAGGAUUUGGGGAGGGAGGAGGUGCAGGCGUUUAUGAGGGGGUGUGCCGGGGUUGCUGGUGCUGGUACUGGUGCUGGGGAAGGGAAUGGGGGAUUACUGGGGUUGUUGAAGACGGAGAGAGUACGGUGGCAUCCCGAUAAGAUUCAGCAUCGGUAUGGGAGUUUGGGGCUGGAUGAGUCGGUCAUUCGCAGUGUGACGGAGGUGUUUCAGAUGGUGGAUCAGAUGUGGAAUGAGGAGAGGAAGAAGCAGAGUGAUUGAACCUGGUUUGCUGUUGAUGUCUGCGAGGCGCAGAUAUCCUGGCGUUGGAAGUGAUACCCCUUGUCGAUUGAUGUUUCAUCAGGAUUUUUUGCAAGACUACGUCUACUGCUGAUCGCAUGAGUCGUC
Messenger RNA from Aspergillus ibericus CBS 121593, 1492 nucleotides. RefSeq lists its product as uncharacterized. Lineage: Eukaryota; Fungi; Ascomycota; Eurotiomycetes; Eurotiales; Aspergillaceae. Bases 272 to 1366 code for a protein of 364 amino acids. Gene Ontology annotation, biological process: canonical NF-kappaB signal transduction. The record is from RefSeq and is a predicted model, not a curated record. The transcript has a single exon.